Pleurotus ostreatus (oyster mushroom) is the source of this 1392-nucleotide messenger RNA. RefSeq lists its product as uncharacterized. Gene Ontology annotation, biological process: aldehyde metabolic process. The record is from RefSeq and is a predicted model, not a curated record. Gene Ontology annotation, cellular component: cytoplasm. Gene Ontology annotation, molecular function: aldehyde dehydrogenase (NAD+) activity. Lineage: Eukaryota; Fungi; Basidiomycota; Agaricomycetes; Agaricales; Pleurotaceae. The transcript has 10 exons. Bases 1 to 1392 code for a protein of 463 amino acids.
AUGGAAUUCACUCCUAUUAACGAAAUCGAAAAGAUCCACGCUGAGCUUCGUUCCGGUUUUUACUCCGGCAAGCUCAAGUCUAUAGCAUACCGGAAGUAUCAAAUCUUGCAGCUUGGAUAUCUCCUUCAGGACAAUGCCCAACGAAUUGAUGAGGCAUUGACCGCAGACUUAGGCAGGCCAUCUGUCGAGAACUAUUUCUUGGAGAUUGGCCCAUGUAUCGGAGAGGCGAAGAAGGUGUACCAGAGUGUCGAUAAAUGGGCCAAACCAGAGAAGCCGGCCUUCACCUUCAACUUCUUCGCCAUGCGACCAGUCAUUCGGAAGGAGCCCAAAGGGGUCGUCCUGAUCAUCAGCCCAUUCAAUUAUCCUUUGUGGCUUACAAUCGGUCCAGUGUUAGGCGCACUCGCUGCUGGUAACGCUGUGGCUAUCAAGCCCUCAGAGAACGCGACAGCCGUCAGCGGCCUUCUCACUGAACUGAUACCAAAGUACCUCGACAGGGAUCUAGUGCGCGUCGUCAAUGGCGCCAUCCCCGAGACAACGAGGCUACUCGAAUUGCAAUGGGACCACAUCCUUUACACCGGUAGUGGGCGAGUCGGCAAGAUUGUUUCCCUGGCUGCGGCGAAGCACCUCACUCCUAUCACCCUCGAACUAGGGGGAAAGUCCCCUGUCGUCGUCGACCCGAGCUGCGAUUUAGAGACUGCCGCGCGUAGAAUCAUGUGGGGAAAGAUCGUGAAUGCAGGACAAACAUGCGUGGCUCCCGAUUAUAUCCUUGUCCCCAAGGAGUUCCAAGAUACCCUUGCGAACGCCCUCAAAGACGCAUACGACAAAUUCUUCCCGGAAACAGCUAAGCCAUCGACUAACGGCACAUAUUCCCGCUUGAUCACCCCUCAAGCAUUCAACCGAGUAAACAAGUUGUUGAAAGGGACACAGGGGACGAUCGUCUUUGGCGGUGAAGUGGAUGAAGCCACGAAAUACAUUCAGCCUACAGUCGUUAAAGAUGUUCAGGCGAAUGAUACCCUGAUGAGCGAAGAAAUAUUUGGCCCUCUUCUGCCCAUCGUCCCCGUUAAAGACAUAGACGAGGCGAUUGCCUUCAUUAACGCACGCGAUCACCCUCUCGCACUUUACCUAUUUGCUACCGACAAAGGUAUCAAAGCCAAAGUAUUCGACAAUACUCAGAGUGGUGCCGCAGUCGCAAAUGAAUGUGUGAUACACCCCGCUGUGGAAGGUCUUCCGUUUGGUGGGAUAGGACCUAGCGGAUCUGGCUGCCACACCGGGAAAUUCACAUUUGAUACAUUUACUCACCUGCGCGCCUCAAUGGAUUCUCCAAGCUGGGUUGACAUGAUGCUCUCCGCCCGGUACCCACCCUAUACUGUAAGUGAUUCAUCAGCCCUGUGA